CGUUUAUUGUUAUUGUUAUUGUUUGACUUGGUAAUUUUAUUUUUUUUUCUUUUAAUUAUUAUUAACAAUAGUAAUAAUAAUUAACAAUAAUUAUUAAAUUUAUUUUUAAAAAUAAUUUAAUUGCAAAGAAGAAAUGCUCGGUAUGAAGAAAUAUUGUCGGCAACAGAUUGUAUGGCGUUGAAUGACGGAUGUAAAAUGAAUAUUAUGAAGAAAGUUAAAUUUCAAAGUUAAGAAUAUGAAGAUUUGACUUAAGAAGUAACAGAAGUAUAGAUAAAUUACAAGGGAAGAUAAUAUAAAUAAUAAUAGUUAAUUUAAAGAAGAAAGUUACUAACUUGUGAAGACGAACAAGAUUUUUUUAAUAGAGAAAAAAGUAUUGAGGAAAUUGAUGAACGUUUGAUAUUGGAUGGAUUUAUUUUAUCAUGUUCAAGUUCAAAAAUACUCAGCCUAAUGUCGUUGAAAGUAAUCCAAUAUGGGAAGAAUUUGUCGCACGAAAUCAAACGCCGACGGCAACUGCGGGACCGGAACACGUUUGGCGGAUCUUUGACGCGUACAAAAAAAGCGACAGACAAGAUGCAUCGGUGUUUGUAUUUGAAAAAAAGUCUGUCGAAAAAUUUCACAAACCAAAACACAAGGAGACAGUAACGGAAAUUUUGCGGAGAUGUGCGAGAAAUUUAGAAGAUUAUCGUCAUCCGAAAUUACUACAAGUAAUUCAUCCGGUAAAAGAAUGUGCAGAAACACUAGCAUUCGCAACAGAACCUGUCCUCGGAAGUUUAGCAAAUGUAUUGGCCUACAGGGAACAACAAGCUGCAACAUCAAUUCCAACCGCUGCUAAUCCAAACUCAAAUUAUGCGGCCGGCCAACAGAAUCCUCAUCAGCAGCCACCGGGACAUCGACCAAUUCUAAUUAAGAAAUAUGACAUGGUUUCCAUGGAAAUUAAAUAUGGAUUGUUACAGAUCACCGAGGCGCUUUCUUUUCUUCACUGCAAUUGCAAGGUCAUACAUAAGAACGUCUGUCCCAGUAGCAUUAUCAUAACGAAAAAAGGGACAUGGAAGUUAUUUGGCCUCGAAUUUAUCGAACGGACUAAUGACAAUGGCCUAGAUCCUAUUCCGUGUCACCCAUGGACCAAUAAAUUAUCUAAAAUAAUUCAACCAAACCUUGAUUAUAUUGCACCGGAAAUACAAUUAACAAAAUUAUGCAGUAUUCGCAGUGACAUGUUUAGUCUUGGAAUGGUUAUUGCUUCUAUUUACAAUGAUGGUAGACCACUUAUUCAAGCCAAUCACAGUAAUUCUGAUUACAUCAAACAAUUAGAUAACCUGAAUGAACACGUGGAGAAUCUUCUUCCCCGAGUACCCAUUGCUCUCCAUGAAGCCGUGUCUCGAUUACUGCACAAAGAUCCUGAGGCACGACCUAUAGCUAAACAUCUUUCGCUGAUCAAGUACUUCAGCGAUCCUUCAGUGCAUGCGCUACAAUUUCUUGAUGUAAUAAACAUGAAAGACCCGAAUCAGAAGUCACAUUUCUAUAGAAAUACUCUCAAAGAGGUGCUUCCUUUUAUACCUCUGAAAUUGUGGUAUCAACAUAUCUGGCCUUAUCUUCAAGCGGAAUCUAAAUCACAAGAAGUAUUUGCAUCAGUACUACAACCUAUGCUAUACAUUAUUCAGCAAAGUAGUUCUGAGGAUUAUGAAAAGAUAAUUUUACCAUCAUUUUGUGAGUUAUUUUCGAGCCCGAGGUCCGUUCAGGGGACUGUUGUGCUAUUGGAAAAUUUACAUGUUGUCUUUGAGAAAACCCCCAGCGAAGUAAUCAAGGGUGAAAUGCUUCCAGUACUUUAUUCAUCAUUUGAAAGCCCUAAUAUCCAAGUUCAAGCUGCGGCAUUCGUAGCAGUUUCGAAAGUAUGUGAAUAUAUCGAAGAAAACUCACUAAAAAAUAUCGUGUUACCAAAGUUAAUGCAGGCAUUCGAGGGUAGCACGACAGACUCUCGAGUUUUAAUGAAUUGUCUCUCAAGAAUUCUUGAGCAGUUGGAUACUCAGCAAAUAACAGACGAGAUAUUUCCUUUAUUGUGGGAGAUAAAACUUCAAGAGCCGGAUGCUGUUUUGCGGGUUGUAAACAUCUACAGGCUUUUGCUGAGUAACAAAAAAUACGGACUCUCGAUAAAUUUAUUAGCGACAAAAGUGAUGCCCAUUCUCCUCCCAGUCACCGUUAAUCCGUCCCUCAAUAUAGAUCAAUUCACGGUGCUCAUGGAGAUUUUGCAAGAUAUGCUGACACGCAUCGAGAGAAACCAAGCGAGCAAAUUGAAAUUAUCAAUGUCUAGUCCCGAGCGUCAUCGACCACUCAGACAUCAGUUUAGUACUGAAAAUAUGCAUGUGCCGCCAUUUAAUAUUCCCGGUUUGCGUAUUGAGCAGAGAAAGACAUCGUCUGCUGAAGACAUGGUUCGUAAAACUUCAAUCGGUUCAAUGUCGAUGACUGCAUCAGCUGAAAAUAUGACCAGGAAAAAUUCAAUAUCUGGUUUACUGGGUGGUUGGUGGUACGGUUCAUCAUCAUCAGCAAAUGAAGGUGGUUUCCUACGGGUCGCCAGUGCCUUCCCAAGCCGUCGUUUAUCAGACAAUACCCUUAUGACACCAAAGAUACGAAUUGCGCCGUCAUGCUCAAGUUCACCUGGAGGUACUCCUGGUGGUGGGUUGCCUAUUAGACGUCAUUCCAGUACGGGACCACAAGAACGCCGUGGGUCAAAUGUCAAUCUAUCACCUCCAACGGGUGGAAUGCCGACAACAAGUAGCAGUGUACCGUAUCUAUUGAGCUCGAGUAUGACAAGCAUUCGCAAUUCCCGUCGGCCAUCAGUGUCAUCAACAACAUCCCAACAAGGAUCAGGUCUACUGCAACAAUUUGGCACCGGCAUGUGCCAAUUGUUCUCUGGUCGUUCUUAAACAAGUGGCUCUGUGGAUAUUGCGGUGUUGGUUGGUUAUCAAGCGUGCAUACUCAUCAAUAUGUCAGUACACACCAACAUGCAAUUAUUAUCAUCACAACAGUAGUAAUAAUAAUUAAAAUAACAUUAAUAGUUGCAUUAUUAAUAAUCAUCUUAAUAUCAAGAAUAAAUACCCGACACUCUGGCAUUACUGCAUUAAAUAAAUUGCAGAAUCAACGGGGUAAUUGGGAUCAUUAUUAUCCAGCGGAUGAUGACAUUACACCAUCAACGAACCAAGUAGCUAUUGUCGUUACUAUUGAUGGAUCUUCAGGUUCAUCAUCCACUGAACAAAUACGCCCGCAAUAAUAAUUAUUAUUAAUAUCAUUUACACCUUUA
Molecule: messenger RNA, 3292 nt
Organism: Microplitis demolitor
Lineage: Eukaryota; Metazoa; Arthropoda; Insecta; Hymenoptera; Braconidae
Gene: bma
Product: SCY1-like protein 2
Exons: 14
Coding region: 420-2918 (832 amino acids)
Biological process (GO): protein phosphorylation
Molecular function (GO): protein kinase activity; ATP binding
Source: RefSeq, a predicted model, not a curated record